CUGUUCGGUGAAGAAGGUUAUAUAACUCAAUACCGCACCCCUCCCUUCUUUCUUUCUUUCUUACAGUUUCAGGUAACGCAGCAUUUUUGCGGUGUCCUUGGCCUCUACUUCUCUAGGGUUUCAGAUGCUUGCUCUGGCGUCAUCUCUACAUGGUCAAGUGACUUCAAUUUCCAAACUUCGAUUCUAUCCAAUUUGUGGUGUUUUUGCGUGAUAAUGUUAUCGUUGGUUGCUCACCAAAUGAGGCAAACUCAGGGUUGUUUUUUGUUUGAGAUCCCAAUUGAUGCUGAUAUAGUUCCCAUAUUUUUCAAUUGAAAUGCGCUUCAUGGAUUUCAUUUGGUUUUCGGAAUUUUAAAUGGCUUAUUUGAAGAGGGUUAUGGAUUAGGGUUUUACAGUCUGCUCCAAUCUGAAUAUUGAGCUAUCAUUUGCAGGGAAGCUUUGUUAGAAGAGGUGUUUUAUAAGUGAAGAAUGGAUUGUAUGCUCCCCGCGUGAUAUUCUUUUACGGCUACUAUUUUUUUUAACAGAAGUGUAUUAAAAGGAUUUGAAGUGUUACUGAUCGGUUAAUUUCGAAGAAACCAAAGUGAUAUUUGGCCUAUUUUCUCUUUAUGGCCCUGAGGAAGGUUUUGAGUUCGAAUGUGUCUAGCAAAAUCAACAUAUUACUAUGGGAGGAGUUUCAAUGGAGGUCUUACAGUACUGCAAAGAAGAAUUUAGUGGAUAUCCGACCCAUGAUACAGAAGAGAAUAGAAAGCCGGGCUAAGGAUUACCCGAUUCGGGGAAUGAUUCCGGUGGCAGAGGAGGUCCUCAACUCCAGGAGGGUCCUUAUUCAGGGUGUCUCUGCUCUUCUCAAAGUGAUCCCAAUUGUUUCCUGCAAAUUUUGCCCUGAGGUCUAUAUUGGUGAGGAAGGCCACUUAAUUCGGACUUGUUGUGGUCCUAAACGUUUUGGCAAAAAACAAGUUCAUGAAUGGAUAGUUGGUGGUCUGAACGAUAUACUCGUUACAGUAGAGGCAUUUCACUUACAACACAUGUUCCAGAGUAUUGUUAAACACAAUGAAAGGUUUGACCUUGAACGAGUUCCUGCUGUUGUUGAGCUGUGUUGGCAAGCAGGAGCUGACCCAAAUCAUGAAUGUCCACUCACCACCACUCCUGAUUCAGAUGGUAACUCUUGCGGUGCUGAUGGAGUUGAGUAUCUGUCAAUUCAAGAACUGAAAUCAAUAGCUAAAACCACUUUGCAUGCAUGGGAAACACUUAGGGAAGGCGUACAGAGGUUGCUGUUGGUCUAUUCAGCUAAAGUCUGCAAACAUUGUUCUGAAGUUCAUAUUGGCCCGUCUGGUCAUUUGGCUAGGAAUUGUGGAGUGUUUAAGUAUGAAAGUUGGCAAAGAACCCAUAUUUGGAAGAAAGCAGAAGUAUAUGAUUUAGUGCCUCCAAAAAUUGUUUGGCGAAGAAGGCCUCAGGACCCUCCUGUGCUUUUAAAUGAAGGGAGCGAUUUUUAUGGACAUGCCCCGGCUGUUGUUGAUCUGUGCACAAAGACUGGUAUAAUUGCGCCUACAAAGUAUAAUUGUAUGAUGAAGAUUCAAGGUUUAUCUAGACCUAUGCAAUUCAAAGAUUGAAGAGUUGGCUUCAGGCAUUGGAUCCAUAACAAAUCAGAUGGAGAGCUAAGAGUUCCUCCUUUAUAUCAAAUUGGAGUCUAAUUCAUUUGAUUCAAAUGGCUUACUUGUUCUGGUAUGUCUGUGCUGUGGGCUCUUUUACAUAACUUUUAUUUCUACCAUCAUUUUUUUUGCACUCCUCUGGCUUUAAUUUAUUCCACUCAUACAUAACAUAGAAGUAUCAAUCUACACAAGGGUAUCCUGGUUGAUACUAUAUAUUGCCCCUACAUAAACUACGCUGUAUUAAAUGCUUCUGACCCCUCUAUAUGAACUGAAGAUUGUGU
Molecule: messenger RNA, 1924 nt
Organism: Humulus lupulus (European hop)
Lineage: Eukaryota; Viridiplantae; Streptophyta; Magnoliopsida; Rosales; Cannabaceae
Product: APO protein 4, mitochondrial
Exons: 2
Coding region: 603-1604 (333 amino acids)
Molecular function (GO): RNA binding
Source: RefSeq, a predicted model, not a curated record